Tetrahymena thermophila SB210 is the source of this 1218-nucleotide messenger RNA. RefSeq lists its product as hypothetical. Lineage: Eukaryota; Ciliophora; Oligohymenophorea; Hymenostomatida; Tetrahymenidae. The record is from RefSeq and is a predicted model, not a curated record. The transcript has 2 exons.
AUGAUAUAAGAAGAAGGAUAAUAGAAACUAUCUAACUAAAUUAAAAUAAUAUGCUAAGUCAAUCCAAAUAUUUCUCCAAAUACUUUUUCAAAAAUUUAAAAGUAAUGCUUUUAUCGCUAUAUUAACUCUCAUGACUCAGGUAUAUAAAUACCUACUUAGUAACAAAGUAAAUAAAAAAAGUGCUUAAUCCGCUAAAUAAAUAAUAGCAUAUAAAAUGACUAAUCAUCACAAUUUACUUAAUAUACUAAAGAAUUCUAUUCUAAUGAAUUCAUUAAAAACUUUAAUAACUAAAACCUGGCCUAGAAAAAGAUGUUGUCUAAAACCAUAAAAAAAGAAAAAAGAACUACCUAAUCAUCAUCAUCAUAAUAAACUGAGAUGACAUUACGAAAUGGUUAAUUUACUAAUUAAUAAUUGGUACGUACUAUGACAGACUAUUUACAUUCAAUAAAACCGCAAUUCUUGAAUUUAUUUUCAAGCUACUCAGAUGAAGCUAUUAUGUUGAAUGUUAAGGAAGGUUGCUAAAAUUCUCUUGAAACAUUUGUUUAAUAACUUUUUAGGAAAUUUUAUAUAGCAGCAAUUAUAAAGCUAAAAGGCAAGAGUAAAAUUUUAAGUUCUUUUUAGAAUAAUAAAAACAAAAAACAGUUUAAGAACAAUAAUGAACAGAAAAAUAGAUCUAAAGCUCAAAAGCAGAGCGAAUACCACAAUUUCAAAAAUAGCCUUAUGAAUAUUAUCACUUAAUUAGUUUGCCCUAAAAUCUUGGAUUGUUUUGAUCUUAGCCAAUAUGAAAAAAAAUAAUUAAUUGAAGUAAUAUUAAGAGUAAGAGAAAAUUCAGUAAGAUUUAGACCUUCUAAAGGUAAGUAUUAUUACUAUUCAAAUUUACACUAUAACCUACUGUUCUUAAAGUAUAAUGAUAAUUGUUAUGAAUCAAAGCGCAAUUUUAUAAACCAGGACUUACAUCUAAAAGUAUUUAAGUUAGAUGUUUAAGAAUUUCAAAAUGCAAAUUUUAUUGAUAUAGUAAAAGUUAAUCGUUUGAAAUCUAUCUUUGGUUAAAUAAUAAUCGAAUGUCUCAAGAUUGCAGAAAACUAGAUUUCUGGAAAUUCUAAAAAUAAAAUUAAUAAAAUUUAAAAUGAGGAACUAGAAAGUCGCUAUUUUUACAUUGGUAAAGUAAAGAAAGGAAUAUAAAAGUUAUUGAGAGGUAAAAAAGUAAAAAGAUUUUGA